Talaromyces atroroseus is the source of this 675-nucleotide messenger RNA. RefSeq lists its product as hypothetical. The record is from RefSeq and is a predicted model, not a curated record. NCBI's taxonomy places the organism in Eukaryota, Fungi, Ascomycota, Eurotiomycetes, Eurotiales, Trichocomaceae. The transcript has 3 exons. Bases 1 to 675 code for a protein of 224 amino acids.
AUGACCCUUAUUUACAGAAACGGAAAGGUGGCUCGGCCCGUUGCCGAUGACGUGUUGGCCGAGCCCGCUAGCUGUGGGACUUUUGCAUUGACCGGCGGCACCAAGUGGACCUUGUAUCUUGGCAUUGUUGACGCAUCUAAAAGCGGCAACUGGGCUCGCCUUGUCCAGAAAAUCUCUAGCCAGCCCUAUGUCACGCACGUGUUUCUUGAUGCCUUUGGGUUCACACCGUCGGGUAUGACAGCAGAGGCCUACCGUGAAGCAAUGCGUUAUCUACCGUCUGACUUUGCCUCUCAGUAUCUCAAUUUUCAUAUUGGCAAUACUGGUGCUCCAUGCGAAAAAGAUCUCUAUCAUUUCGAAGAGCGCUCACCGUACUUCUUACACAACAGCAAUGCAGAAAACCAUGACGCAUCGCUAAAAUUCGCUGCUAGAGAAACCGCUCAUGUGUGGAUCGAGUUUGCAUAUGGAAUCGAGCCCUGGGAGGCGCACACUUUCAACAAGAGGGUUCGAAGAGUUUGUCCGGCAGUAAAAUGGGAGAUAAUAACUCCAAAGGCGGAUAGAAUCAGAGAUUAUGGUUAUUUGAAACUUGUCGGGAAACAUUUUGAUAGGGUGAGAAUCGUAGGACGAAGCACAUUGAGCCAGCAGGUUCGGGGAGAGUUACUAGGCCUGCCACACUAG